AUGGCCGCAACGACUGAGAAAUCCGUAAUCUCUUUAAGCGAACAAUUUCGUACAGGACAGGAGCUAUAUAGUAAAAUAGAGAAUACAAAUCUUGCAUCAUCUGAUCAAAAAUUUCAGGAAGAUGUAAGCAAUGCAAUCGCAUGUUUUUCUGCUUGUGCAAAAUUA
Messenger RNA from Racocetra persica, 165 nucleotides. NCBI's taxonomy places the organism in Eukaryota, Fungi, Glomeromycota, Glomeromycetes, Diversisporales, Gigasporaceae. The record is from the annotation of a GenBank genome assembly.